This is a messenger RNA of Molossus molossus (Pallas's mastiff bat), 306 nucleotides long. It is a transcript of the gene APOC2, whose product is annotated as apolipoprotein C2. The record is from RefSeq and is a predicted model, not a curated record. Gene Ontology annotation, biological process: positive regulation of phospholipid catabolic process; lipid metabolic process; high-density lipoprotein particle clearance. Gene Ontology annotation, cellular component: intermediate-density lipoprotein particle; low-density lipoprotein particle; very-low-density lipoprotein particle. The coding region runs from base 1 to 306 and encodes 101 amino acids. The transcript is spliced from 3 exons. Gene Ontology annotation, molecular function: phospholipase activator activity; lipid binding; phospholipase binding. Lineage: Eukaryota; Metazoa; Chordata; Mammalia; Chiroptera; Molossidae.
AUGGGCACCCGAUACCUCCUGGCUGUGUUUCUCAUCCUCCUGGUUUUGGGAUUUGAGGUCCAGGGCAUCCCUGUGCCACAGCAAGAUGAGACCACCAGCUCCACGCUGUUCUCCCAGAUGCAGGAAUCACUCCUUGGUUACUGGGAUACAGCCAAAACAACUGCCCAGGACCUGUACGAGAAGACCUACCUGCCCUCCAUGGAUGAGAAAAUCAGGGACAUGUACAGCAAAAGCACUGCAGCUGUGACCACUUACGCAGGGAUUUUUACUGACCAGGUCCUUUCUAUGCUGAAGGGAGAACAGUAA